AUGCCUCAGCUCAAACCAAAAGCAAAUGCGGAGGAGAGGAAGAGGGGCGAGAUCGCUCUCAGCGAGUUCGCCGAGUACGCUGAAAAACAGCAGGCGCACCGAUCCGCCGUCCCCGCCCCCAUCCCUCCAAGCGAUAGUGGAUAUGAAACAGGCAGCGUCUCGCGCGACCUGGAAGACCACGCUGAGCUCGAGAUCCUUGACCAGCUGGGUCUUUCGGACGCGCCCCGCGCGAUCAAGUUGAAGGACCUUCUGCUGGGAACUGGAGAGGCGGCUACGGAAGAGAGUCUACAGGAACUCGCCGCAACGAUACAGACGAGAAUCGACGAGGGUCAUGGCGAGACAAUCGUGGACCUGGGCCUCGAAGAUGGUGGCGAUUCCAUGGGCUUUGACCUUGAGCAAUGGGAGACCGCGCUCGCACGACUACGAGAAGCCGCUGAGAGCAUUCCCGCUCACUGCCGAAUCCUCCUCACGUAUAAUGUGGGAGGGGCCGAGGAGUCCUCGGUGAAGAAUGAACGCAUGAAAGACGCCUGGGGAAAAGUGUUGAUACGGCAGGUCACCGCGAGCAUGGAAGAGAUUGCAGAACUACGCGUCGCAGUCGUGGGCAAUGUCGAUGCUGGGAAGAGUACCAUGCUUGGCGUGCUGGUAAAAGGCAGCCUAGACGACGGUCGUGGUCGCGCGCGACUUAAUCUGUUCCGGCAUAAACACGAGAUUGAGAGUGGGCGAACCAGCUCUGUCGGCAUGGAGAUUAUGGGCUUUGACAGCCACGGCGAGAUCGUUGGACAUACCCAAGGCAGGAAGCUGUCGUGGGAGGAAAUCGGGAGGCGCUCUGCCAAAGUGAUCUCCUUCUCUGACCUCGCCGGUCAUGAACGGUACCUGAGAACCACCGUGUUCGGUAUGCUGAGCAGCAGCCCGAAUUAUUGUCUGCUCAUGGUCGCUGCCAAUAACGGCUUGAUCGGUAUGAGCCGAGAGCAUUUGGGAAUCGCCCUAGCCUUGAACGUCCCCGUCAUGGUCAUCGUCACCAAGAUCGAUAUCUGCCCGCCUCAGAUCCUGCAGGAGACUCUUUCCCAGUUGGCAAAGAUUCUCAAAUCACCGGGUGCGCGUAAGAUUCCCAUCUUCAUUAAGAACAUGGAGGAGACAAUCAACACUGCGACACAAUUUGUCAGCCAACGAAUUUGCCCCAUCUUCCAAGUGUCCAACGUGACGGGCGAAAACCUGGAGCUUGUGCGAACCUUCCUCAAUAUCCUGCCCCACCGGGGCCAUUACAACCAGGAUGGACCCUUUGAGUUCCUCAUCAACGACACCUUCUCCGUCCCUCACGUGGGUACCGUGGUCUCCGGCGUGGUCAAGUCGGGGGUCAUCCAUGCGGGUGACUCUGUUGUGGUCGGACCGGAUUCCCUGGGCCAGUUCACGACCACCACGAUCAAGAGUAUCGAGCGCAAGCGAAUACAGGUCAAUGCCUGCUUUGCCGGUCAAUCCGGAUCAUUCGCCUUGAAGCGUGUUCGCCGAAAGGAGGUUCGCAAGGGCAUGGUCGUCUUGAAAAAGAUGGACAAUCCGCCUAAAGUGUAUCGAGAAUUUGUAGCCGAGGUUUUGAUCCUGUCACACGCCACUACCAUCAAGCCCAAAUACCAGGCCAUGCUGCACGUUGGCGCGGUCAGCCAAACGUGCGCAGUGAUCGACAUCGAUCGGCCCUUCAUCCGCACGGGUGACCGUGCCCUCGUUGCAUUCCGCUUCAUUCAGAGACCCGAAUUCCUGGCUCCCGGUGAUCGGGUACUCUUCCGCGAGGGCAAGACCAAGGGUCUUGGUAUUGUGAAGAGCAUCGGUUAUGACCCCGCGCAUCCCCUUGAUCCGAAUGCGGCCAAGCCGGAGCACGAGGGGGCAGAGAAGGGGACAGUCAAGACAGAGAGCUCCGCACAGGACGUAGCAAAAUAG
Molecule: messenger RNA, 1929 nt
Organism: Penicillium oxalicum
Lineage: Eukaryota; Fungi; Ascomycota; Eurotiomycetes; Eurotiales; Aspergillaceae
Product: putative GTP binding protein (GTPBP1)
Exons: 3
Coding region: 1-1929 (642 amino acids)
Biological process (GO): translational elongation
Molecular function (GO): translation elongation factor activity; GTPase activity; GTP binding
Source: RefSeq, a predicted model, not a curated record